Messenger RNA from Anthostomella pinea, 606 nucleotides. NCBI's taxonomy places the organism in Eukaryota, Fungi, Ascomycota, Sordariomycetes, Xylariales, Xylariaceae. The record is from the annotation of a GenBank genome assembly.
AUGGCCUCUACCGACCCCGGCACGGCCGCCGCCCUGAUCCCGAGCCUCUUCCCGGAGCGCAAGCCGAUGACGCCGGAGCAGAUCGCAGCAGGCGUGCAGGCAGCACUGACGGUGCAGCGCCGGGCCGUGACGUUCGGCAAGCGACCGUUCGCCGGCGCGCUGGUGGGACCGGACAACGAGACGGUACUACUCACACACCAGUCGAUCGACCAGGUGAACCAUGCCGAGAGCUCGCUUGCUCGGCUGGCGUAUUCACAUUAUACGAAGGAGUUCCUCUGGCAGUGUACCCUGUUCAGCACGUGGGAGCCGUGCGGCAUGUGCACGGCCACAAUCUACCCGCAGCGUCGUACGGCCCCCAACCGGUCGGGCCCUGGUUCCUGGGCGCAUAUCGGACGGAUCGUGUUCGCGGGCAGCAACGAUCAACUGUACGAAUUGACCGGCCCGGGUAACAAGGAGAAUUUCACCAUGGAUUGGCACACCAAGGACUUCCUGAAGGGGUGCCCGCAGAAGGAUGUCGAGGUCAUCGGGCCACUGGAGGCGGAGGGUAAGGUGGUGAUGGAGGAGAGUGACAAGUACUGGAGCAAGACGAGGAUUGCGAGUCGAUGA